Molecule: messenger RNA, 2535 nt
Organism: Mycena indigotica
Lineage: Eukaryota; Fungi; Basidiomycota; Agaricomycetes; Agaricales; Mycenaceae
Product: Importin beta-2 subunit
Exons: 10
Coding region: 1-2535 (844 amino acids)
Biological process (GO): protein import into nucleus
Cellular component (GO): cytoplasm; nucleus
Molecular function (GO): nuclear import signal receptor activity
Source: RefSeq, a predicted model, not a curated record
AUGGCUUCAUGGGCACCCCAACAACAGAGUCUUCAGGAGGUCCUGCAGAUGCUUCACAAAUCCACCGACAUGAAUGUAGCUGUUCAACGGGCUAUCACCCACAAACUAAACAACUUUAUUCGCGCGCCCGAGUACAUUGCCUAUCUGGCAUAUAUUCUAACGGACAUGCCACAAGAAGAGAACCGAAUCCGCACCAUCGCUGGCUACCUCCUCAAGAACAAUGCCCGCCUCAUCCUGACUUCGACCCCAGAAAUCGCUCAAUAUGUCAAGGCGGCGGUCCUCCAAGCGUUUACCGACGAGUCGGUCAUGAUUCGCAAUGCGGCAGCUUGUACUGAACAAUCCAAGACUAAUGUGCUUCUCUACACAAAGGCCGCCUUUAAUGUUCUCGAAAAGGCAUGCGAGGACUACCCCGGAAAAAUGGACGUUGAGAUCAACGGCACCCGCCCCCUCGAUUUCAUGAUCCCGAAAUUCCUCAUGCUGGCCAACCACCCAUCUGCCAAGAUGCGCUCCCCAUGCGGUCGCCUGUUUAUCGCCUUGGUCCUCCUACUUGCGGCCCGACCGGAGAAACUCAUGCCAGAGAUGAACAAUGUGGCGGAGUACAUGCUAUACUCGACCAAAGACAAGAACGAAAACGUUGCGCUCGAGGCAUGCGAAUUUUGGUUGACCUUCGCUGAAGACGCCGAUUUAGCCGACCAUCUACAUCCCCUACUCGCCAAAGUUGCCCCUGUUCUACUCGAUUGCAUGGUCUAUGGUGAAGACGAUCUACUCUGGCUGGAAGGUGAUGCUGAGGAUGCAGCAGUCCCCGAUAAGGAAACGGAUAUCAAGCCUCGUCACUAUGGAGGUGGCAAAUCUCACGGACUAGAACGCGAUGCGGACAGAAAUGAGCCUCCCAAGACGUGUAUUGGGGCUUAUGGUGAAGAAACCUUCGAUUCCGAUGAAGAAGACUACUUCGACGAUGAGGAUUUUGUCGAUGAAAUGUCCACUGAAUGGAAUCUGCGAAAAUGUGCUGCAACCACUUUGGAUGUCUUAGCGGUCAGGUUUAGUGGCAACUUGCUCAAUGUCCUGUUGGGCCCAUUGAAGGAUAAAUUAUGGAGCAACGACUGGCUACAGAGGGAGAGUGGGAUUCUCGCGCUAGGCGCCAUGGCCGAGGGUUGCAUUGAGGCUAUGGAACCGCAUCUGCCGACUCUCAUUCCAUAUCUUAUCAGCACGCUAUCGGAUUCCAAACCCCUCAUUCGUUCUAUUACUUGCUGGACCCUUGGCCGCUACGCAAGCUGGACAACCCAGCCCAUAUCCGAGGAGCACAAGAAUGAAUACUUUGUGCCAACGAUGGAGGGCCUUCUCCGAAUGGUCCUUGACAACAACAAACGAGUUCAAGAGGUUGGUUGCAGCGCCUUUGCCACCCUCGAAGAAGAAGCGGGCAUGGAGCUUGCACCUUACCUGGAGCCCGUGCUCCAAAACCUCGUCAUCGCAUUCAACAAAUAUCAGUACAAGAAUAUGCUUAUAUUAUACAAUGCCGUUGGCACCCUUGCUGAUGCAGUGGGUCGGGCGUUACAGAACCCGUGUUAUGUCGAUAUCCUGAUGCCUCCGUUGACCAAGCGUUGGUCGCGAUUGAAGGAUGACGACGAAAAUCUGAUUCCUCUUCUCGAGUGUUUGGCUUCUGUUACAAUUGCCAUCGGAACGGCAUUUUUGCCGUAUGCUCAACCCGUUUUUGAGCGCUGUAAUAACAUCAUCCACAAUGCACUCCUCAAAUACCAGGCCUACCAGGAGAAUCCGGCAUCAGAGGAGCCAGACAACUCGUUCCUCGUUGUUGCUCUCGAUCUUCUCUCCGGGUUGACUCAAGGCAUGGGAAUGGAGCUGCAACCAUUAAUCACAGCCAGCAACCCUCCUCUUCUCGCCCUUCUCACUGUUUGUCUCAAACACCCGCAAGCGCCCGUUCGACAGACUGCUUACGCACUUGUUGGUGACAUGGCAGUGGGCUGUUUUGUUCUCCUCCGCCCCUACAUGGCGGGCAUCAUGGCCGAACUGACUCUUCAACUGGACCCGGAGCCGAAGUACGACUUCAUCAGUGCUUCCAACAACGCGGCCUGGUCGGUUGGUGAAGUCUCGUUGCGAUAUGGAAGGGACGACCCCGAGUUUAAGCAAUGGGUCAACCCGCUCAUCGUCCGGCUAAUUCCUAUUCUACUGCAUCCCAAGGGACCACGAAGCUUACACGAGAACGCCGCCGUUUCCAUUGGACGAAUCGGGUUGACUCAUCCAGACCUUGUUACGCCGCACUUGCCCGAGUUUGCACAAGCCUGGUGUCAAGCAUUGUACAAGAUUCGGGACAACGAGGAGAAGGAUUCUGCAUUCAGAGGUUUCUGUACGCUUGUGCAAUAUAACCCACGAGGGCCAUCGCCAAGAGUCUACUUUGGUUGUGCAACACUAUCGACGCUCUUACAAGGCUUCAAGAACCACGAUGUCGCCGCAUGGCAGGCACGAGUGUCAAUGUUCCCCCAACCGACCCAAGAACGGCUCGCUGCACGUUAUGGCGUCUAA